AUGGCACCAUAUCAAUCCGACGACAAUGUCAUCUUUCUGUACCAUUGCCUUCAGCAUUGCUCUGGAGAUGGGAAGAUCGACUGGGAAGCUGUUGCUGUAGCAAUCGGCUCGACCAAAGGUGCUAGUGCCAUUCGCUACAGACGUCUCAAGGAAAAGAUCGAGCAAGAUACAGGCUCUACAGCAAGCAAGCCGUCGGGUGCGAGCAAAGCCAAGAAGAGUGACGGCACACGCAAGCGUAAGGCUCCGACUAAAGAUGAGGACGACGAUGAUGACGACAAACCCGACAAGGCUCUGCCACAAGUCGAUGGUGCUGCUGACGGAGCUGGCCCUAAGCGCCAGACCCGAGGCAAGAAAUUAGACUAA
Cladophialophora yegresii CBS 114405 is the source of this 363-nucleotide messenger RNA. RefSeq lists its product as uncharacterized. Lineage: Eukaryota; Fungi; Ascomycota; Eurotiomycetes; Chaetothyriales; Herpotrichiellaceae. The transcript is spliced from 2 exons. The record is from RefSeq and is a predicted model, not a curated record. Bases 1 to 363 code for a protein of 120 amino acids.